CUGACUCUCAAAGAAGUAACAGAAUCAGAAUCUUCCUGUAGAAGUUAGAGAAGGAAACAGUUACAGAAUCCUCCGCGAGCAGCCAUGGCGAGCCAUGACUCCACAAACUCUCCAGACUUGAUCGUCGGAUCUUUGGUGAGCUUCACGUCGGCCAGAGAGUUCUACGAGGGAACCGUCUACUUUUUCAACGCAGAGGAUGCAAGUUUCGGGAUCGACGAUGUCUCGCGUACAAAGCUUCUUGCGGGUGCACUUUCGCGUACGAGGCUUCUUACGGGUGAUACUCGAGUCGAAGGGCAGUUCCAGUUUUUCCUGAAAGACAUCGAGGACUUGAUGGUGAUUCGUGUGCCAUCGCCAGAACCUACCACCAACACUACUGAGGAUGAUCAGGAGUCUACUCCCGGUGAAGCAUAAUCAUCCGCUUCAACUUCAAAGUGACGACUCUGUUUCAUUGCAAAUACAUCGAUCGAGUCGUAUUACUUCCCUCUACGUAUAUGAUCCAUAACACUCAACAAAAUAGUCCAAAGUCGCUCUUUCUCAUCUUUUUACUUUCCCUUUACUACUAUGUUUUGUUCUGUACAGAGCAAUGUUCAGAACUAGACUCUUACUAGUUUCUCAAAUAAUCGGUUGUUUUAGUUUCCACAGGUUGAUCCUCUUUUGAUACCCAUGGAGGUUCAUUGAGUAACAAUGUCUUCAAAAUUUUCUAAGUCAAUAUAUGCUUUGUUAAUCAAGGCAUUAUUAGUUUCUAGCUCUUUUGUGGGUGUGUUUCAUUAAAGAUUCUAUCAGAAGCAUAGGAGUUUUACGUUUUUGUGACUUCUUUCUCUUGAACUUGUUCUCACCUAACUUAGAGGUAUAUCUCCAAGGAAAAAAGGGUUCC
This is a messenger RNA of Thlaspi arvense, 874 nucleotides long. The record is from the annotation of a GenBank genome assembly. Lineage: Eukaryota; Viridiplantae; Streptophyta; Magnoliopsida; Brassicales; Brassicaceae.